UUAACUGCAAUACGUGCAGACAAGUAUUUUGAAGAUACACCCUCUUCCUACUAGAAAAACCUCAAUCAAAUUCAAGGACAAACAACCUCAUUGCAAAACAUGGCAAUUUCAGUGUCCCAAAAGAAAUCCAGAAUAUCCAGAAAGGAAGAAAGGAAAGAAUUUUGUCUCGGUAAUACAACAUGUUUCAGAGUUGUAUCUAAAAUCCCAACCAUGGCUCUUUUUUUUAUACUUAUCUUCCUAUGGUCCUAUUCUACCACCAUCAUAUCAGGCAACAUUGUUCACGUUUGUAUUUCCUCGCGGAAGCUUAACAAUCUUUAUUGUCUCUCUGCUGGUACACAGCCUAACCUCGAAAUCCCAAUUUCAGUCAGUAACAGUUCUUCUACUACAAAUGCUUAUUUGGCUGUCACAGAAACAACCAGCAGGGACAGAAAUGAGGAAACUGAAAAUGCAAAGAAAGUUAUUGAAGAGCAAAUGCAAUUACAUCGAUCAUGGAUUUCUGAUACAAAUCCUGCACUGUGUGAUGGACGGGGGAUUUAUGUCUAUGAUCUGCCAUCAAAGUUCAAUAAGGACUUGCUUGGUCAGUGUGGAGAUAUGAUUCCAUGGAUUGAUCUGUGUAAAUAUUUCAAUAAUGAGGCUUUUGGCGAGCCUAUAGCAAAGCUUGGUACAGGUUGGUAUGAUACUCACCAGUACUCACUAGAACCAAUAUUCCAUGCCAGGAUUCUGAAACAUACAUGCAGGGUUUACAAUGAAAAUGAAGCUAAGCUCUUUUAUGUUCCUUACUAUGGUGGAUUAGACAUUUUACGAUGGCAUUUCAAGAAUGUUUCUAAUGAUGUUAAAGAUAUUUUGGCGUUGGAGCUCAUCAAGUGGCUUCAGUCUAGAAAGACUUGGGUUCAAAAUUCUGGUAAGGAUCAUGUGUUUGUUUUGGGAAAAGUUUCUUGGGAUUUUAGGAGAAAGAUUGAUUCUUCAUGGGGGACUAGAUUUUUACACUUAGAGCAAAUGCAAAACCCAAUAAAGCUCUUGAUAGAACGACAACCAUGGGAAUUGAACGACAUUGGAAUUCCACAUCCUACAUAUUUUCACCCACGUUCAGAUGAUGAUAUUGUUGCCUGGCAGCUGAAGGUUAUCCGAGCAAUUAGAAAGAAGCUAGUGAGUUUUGCAGGAGCAGCGCGACCUGAACAACCUGAGAGCAUAAGGUCAAUUUUGAUCAAUCAGUGCACUACAACUGAUGAUAAAUGCAAGUUUUUGAAUUGCAGGUCAGGUGGUUGUGAUCAACCAGAAACAAUCACAGAACUGUUUGAAGAGUCAGAAUUCUGCUUACAGCCUCCUGGUGACAGCCCGACAAGAAAAUCUUUAUUUGAUUCGCUUGUUUCAGGUUGCAUACCAGUGCUUUUUGACCCUUUCACAGCUUAUUAUCAGUAUCCAUGGCAUUUACCUGAGGAACAUGAUAAAUAUUCAGUGUUCAUAAACCAAGAAGAAGUAAGGCAAAUGAAGGUGAAUGUGGUGGAAAGGCUAAUGAAUGUUUCUGUGAAAGAAAGAGAGGAUAUAAGGAGGUACAUAGUAUAUGAACUAUUGCCUAGAAUUGUGUAUGGGGAUUCUAAUUCUCAGCUUGAGAAGUUUCAGGAUGCAUUUUCCAUAACAGUGAACAAUCUGCUUGAGAGGGUCAAUAGAUUGCAGUGACAACUUCUAUUUUUCUUUUCUUUUUGU
This is a messenger RNA of Jatropha curcas, 1704 nucleotides long. RefSeq names its product Exostosin family protein. The record is from RefSeq and is a predicted model, not a curated record. Gene Ontology annotation, molecular function: glycosyltransferase activity. NCBI's taxonomy places the organism in Eukaryota, Viridiplantae, Streptophyta, Magnoliopsida, Malpighiales, Euphorbiaceae.